Messenger RNA from Exophiala oligosperma, 480 nucleotides. RefSeq lists its product as uncharacterized. Lineage: Eukaryota; Fungi; Ascomycota; Eurotiomycetes; Chaetothyriales; Herpotrichiellaceae. The record is from RefSeq and is a predicted model, not a curated record. The coding region runs from base 1 to 480 and encodes 159 amino acids. The transcript has a single exon.
AUGCAGUACCGAGUCGACCGACGCAGCUCUCGCGGCGGCCCUGGCGACAUUCGGCCGCAUCGACGUCAUGGUCAACAAUGCCGCCAUCAACGCCAUCGGCGUCACCGAAGCCUUGACCGAAGAGAGCAUGCGUGCCGUCAUGGAGACCAACUUCUGGGGUCCCAUGCGCAUCACACGCAAAGCCAUCGCCAUCUUUCGGGACGUCAAUUCCAAGUCUGGUGGUGGAAUAGGAGGCACGGUCGUCAAUGUCAGCACCAUCGGAGGACGAAUCGCCCUGCCGGCCGAAGCACCGUACCACGCGAGCAAGUUUGCCCUGGAGGGGUUCAGCGAGUGUAUCGCAUCGGAACUCGCGCCGGACUGGAAGAUUCGGGUCUUGAUCCUCGAACCAGGCGGCACCAAGACUCACUUCAUCGAGAAUUCGCGAGCGAACACGGGACCGUCUCAUCCCGCGUACAACGACCCAUCAUGAUCUACCGGUGA